UAAAGGAGCAGAAUGAGCCCACACACACACACACACACACACAAACUGAUAAGGACAAAGAAUGUCAAACACACAGAGAAUACUGUACACACACACUUGAAGUCUCAUUCCACCGCCACUCCCAACGUGGACAUCGGGACUUCACGACUCACAGGUUGCAACAGGUUCACAGAACCAGGAAGAUACUUGAUAUUGAUAUCUCACACAUAGAGAGAGUUAUUAGAGACCUCCACCAAUCUCCUUGGACCAUCAAAACUUUAUGCACUGCCAUGCAGACCUCUCUCCUCUUGAUGGCGCUGUACCUGUCCAUUCCAGGGGGCACCCAGGCCUUCAAACCCCUCAUCUCAGGAGGGGGCUCGGUCACACACCGUGACAUCACACAGAGGGCCGUAUUACGCAAAACCGCAGAGGUCUGCCGCGCCCUUGCUGCCGCCCAGGGGCGGGACUUCAGCCUGCCAAUUGAUGACAGUCUCUCCAUCAUCAAACUACAGAAGGCCUGCUCUGCAGACUCCUCCUCUUCCUCCCUCGUCUCCACCAUCCUCUUCCAGAGCGCCAUUGUCAAGAUGUACCUUAGCAACGCCCUGGUGGACAUGGCGUUUGCUCUGAGCAAAGCGCACCACUUCGACGGUGAGACCUUCCAGGGGGGGCGGGCCCUGAUCACGGCGGGGGUGUCGGAGGUCAAGGCCAGCGUCAAACGAGGGAGGUUCCUAUUGGCCAGGCUGGCGCUGGGACGAGUCUGUCACACACUACAGGAUUUCUACAGCCACAGUAACUGGGUUGAGAUGGGGAACAGACAGCCGUACAGCACUCUGAUCAGACCUGACCUGCAACUGGUGAACCUGGCAGGCCCCAGUACUCCGACCUGUAGGAGCUGUAUGGGAGGUAACUGUACUGAUAACAUCCUACCAGAGGUCUUACAGCAGGGCCUUCUCACCUCUGGAUACUUCAACCUGUUCUCCUCCAACAAACCUGCAGGUAAGUGUAGCCACGGCGGGUCGUUUGACCGGACCAGCGGUCGGGACCCGAAAGGGGGCAUCAACAAGGACGACGUGGGGUCCAGUCACGGUCACCUCCACCACACUGCAGCCGACGUGGCCGUCAACGCCACCAUGGAACUGUUGGAGGACAUCAGAGGAGCUGCCGGGGACAAAGACUUCCUACGGUUAAUGGACAUCACCCAGUCACCAGUGUUGUGUUUUGUCAUCGACACCACAGGCAGUAUGAGUGAUGACAUCACUGAGGCUAAGAGAGUGUCCUUCUCCAUCAUCGACAGUAAGAGAGGAACCCAGCAGGAACCUUCAUCAUACAUCCUGGUCCCCUUCAACGACCCAGAAUUUGGACCUCUGAUCACCACAACAAAUGCAGACAUUUUCAAACAGAGAAUCAACACACUGACAGCAUCAGGAGGAGGAGAUAUACCAGAGCUGUGCCUGUCAGGACUACAGCUGGCCCUCACGGCGGCGCCACCCUCCUCUGAGAUCUUUGUGUUCACUGAUGCUCCUGCUAAAGACACUGCAUUGAAGAGCACUGUCACUGCCCUCAUAGAGAGCACCAAGUCUGUGGUGACCUUCAUGUUGACUGACAACCUCCGAUCCAGUCGACGUCGUCGUAGGCGUUCCAUGGGCGGGGCUUCAGCCAUAUGGCCCAGUAAGGGUGGAGCCUCCAACCGGAUGGCCCAAUCAGACGCUCAGCUGUACCGUGACCUUGCCCAGGCCUCUGGAGGUCAGGCCAUUGAGGUCACCAAGGAGGAUCUGCACCGGGCCACCAGCGUCAUCGAGGACGCCUCCGCUGCAGCACAGGUGACUGUUCUACAGGAGGUAAGGAGCACAGGAAAGGCAGAGAAUUUCUCCUUUACAGUAGACGAGUCUAUGAGAAACCUGAAUGCUUACAUCACAGGAGGAUCCCUCUCCUUCACUCUCACCAGCCCUUCAGGUGUGUCUCAGAGUAACAGUGAGGCCAGCGGUCCUCUGGGGACCAUCCAGACUGUAGGGAACCUACACCGCGUCUCUCUGACCACACACAACAACACAGGAUUAUGGGAAAUCAAUCUUAACUCCCUAGAGUCUUACUCACUGAAGGUCAUAGGUCAGAGCUCUGUUAAUUUCGGCUACCAUUUCGUGGAGGCUUUCGGCGGUGCUCAUGGAGACUUUGGCCUCAAAGAGGGCCGUCCUCUCACAGGCGAUAACAUAACCCUGCUGGUGUCUGUGACGGGGGUGACUCUGUCACUGUGACGGCGGUGGCCCUGGUCGAGG
Oncorhynchus gorbuscha (pink salmon) is the source of this 2252-nucleotide messenger RNA. Its product is annotated as von Willebrand factor A domain-containing protein 7-like. Lineage: Eukaryota; Metazoa; Chordata; Actinopteri; Salmoniformes; Salmonidae. The transcript is spliced from 16 exons. Bases 270 to 2231 code for a protein of 653 amino acids. The record is from RefSeq and is a predicted model, not a curated record.